Molecule: messenger RNA, 624 nt
Organism: Lutra lutra (Eurasian river otter)
Lineage: Eukaryota; Metazoa; Chordata; Mammalia; Carnivora; Mustelidae
Product: neuronal acetylcholine receptor subunit alpha-10-like
Exons: 1
Coding region: 1-624 (207 amino acids)
Biological process (GO): monoatomic ion transport
Cellular component (GO): membrane
Source: RefSeq, a predicted model, not a curated record
AUGAAGAGAUCUUGGACCUUACCUCCUUCCUGGUUCCAUCCAUUGGGACUGGAGGGUCCUGAAAGCCUCAGGGUGGGUGAGCUGGUGCUUGUUUGUGUUGAGGCGGUGGUCAAGCUCAGCCCCCUGAGUUCUUGUUUUGGGCCCCAGAUUACUCUCUUUCUUGCAGGGAAGUACUACAUGGCCACCAUGACCAUGGUCACAUUCUCCACAGCGCUCACCAUCCUUAUCAUGAACCUGCACUACUGUGGUCCCAGCGCCCGACCAGUGCCAGCCUGGGCUCGGGCCCUCCUGCUGGGACGCCUGGCACGAGGCCUGUGCGUGCGGGAACGAGGGGAGGCCUGUGGGCAGUCUAGACCACCUGAGUCACCCCCCAGUCCCCAGCCUCCUGACGGAGGUGCUCGCCCUCCAGCAGUUCCUUGCCGUGAGCCACAGUGUCUGUGCCGUCAGGAAGCCCUCCUGCGCCACGUAUCUACCAUUGCUAACACCUUCCACAGCCACAGGGCUGCCCAGCGCCGCCAUGAAGACUGGAAACGACUGGCCCGUGUGAUGGAUCGCUUCUUCUUGGGCAUCUUCUUCUCCAUGGCCCUGGUCAUGAGCCUCCUGGUGCUGGUGCAGGCCCUCUGA